AGUAGAGAGAGGAAAUAUGUAUAAUUGGGCGCGCAACUCUCUUUUGGUAUUUUUGUUGUUUUUUUUAUUCAAAAAUCUUUUUUGUUGUUUUUAUUUUUCGUUGAUUCUGGGAUUUUUUAAUGGAGAUUAUUUUUUUAUUUUUUAAUUUUUGGAAUUUUUUUCUGAAUUUUUAAAAAAUUUUUCCUAAGUAAAAAUUAUUAAUUUUAUUAGCAACCCUUUUUACAAUUUUCUGUUCAAAUUUUUCAAUUUUUCAAUUUUUUUUAAAAUUCUGCCCUCAUUUAAAUAAAUAAUAUAUGUACCUAUUUAUGUAUACAAUUAGCGGCAUUUUUCCCUUUCAUUUUCUUUUGUUUUCUUUUUUUUUCUUUUUUUUUUUAAUUUUAUCCGCCGCUUCUACCUCUUUCUCUCUUCCUUUUCCUUUUUUUGUUCAAUUUUCCCUAAAAAUAAUUUUGCCCUUUUCCUUCUCCUUUUAAUCUUAUACCGACGCGCCCCGCAAUUUUCAAAUUGUUGCUU
Molecule: messenger RNA, 510 nt
Organism: Meloidogyne enterolobii
Lineage: Eukaryota; Metazoa; Nematoda; Chromadorea; Rhabditida; Meloidogynidae
Source: the annotation of a GenBank genome assembly